Dracunculus medinensis (Guinea worm) is the source of this 219-nucleotide messenger RNA. Lineage: Eukaryota; Metazoa; Nematoda; Chromadorea; Rhabditida; Dracunculidae. The record is from the annotation of a GenBank genome assembly.
UUGAUUAGCGAAGCACUAAGAGUUGUACUUGGACAAGCCGCACCAAAUUACACCUUAGGCCAAUUUGAUCCCAGCACUUUGAAAGGUUCGAUUAUUGUUGCGGAGAAAGAUCUGCAUUUAAUUUGGGCAGCAAUUUCAAUUUAUGGUCAACACUUUGGAUAUUCUGUUGCUUUGCAUAUAAACUCGGUUCACAAAUUUUUGUUGAAAAAAUUUUUUUAA